GGUUUGCAGCCGCCGCGGUCGCUGCUGCUCUUCAGUGCCGGGCGGGCGAACACGGAGUGAACCCCGGCCCGGGAACCGGGAACCGGGGAGCCGAGAGCCAAGAGCCAGCUGCCGGCGGAGCUGCUGCCGCGGCGGCAUCUGAGUAAAUUUCCGUCCUACGAACACCGAGGCCGGCGUCCAGCGGCUUCUGCGCCCAGCCCGGCCCAGUAGGGAGUGGAUCAGACACUUUUUAUUUUGGAAGAAAGGGGCGAGUCCGGCGUGAGCUUCUCCCCCGGCCUGGCUCGCUCCUCAGCGCGCCUCAGAUCCGGCCUGGGCUCUGGAAGAUGACUCCCUGGUGUGCCCUGUGGAUUCCAGCGGCGACGGCUCGGGGAGGCAUCCGAAAGUAGUCACACUUGGUAGCGGCGGCUGGUGGAAAAGUGAGCCGAGGCGGCGCUGACUCGGCUCUUCCCGCGCCCCGGCGCCCGCUGCUCCUCGCUGCUCCUUCCCCUCGGCUCCCCGGCGGCAUGAAGUGGCGCAGCGAUGGCCAGGAGAGGUAAGAAGCCGGUGGUGCGGACGCUGGAGGAUCUAACACUGGACUCGGGUUAUGGUGGCGCGGCGGACUCAGUGCGCUCCUCCAACUUGUCCCUGUGCUGUUCCGACUCGCACCCGGCGUCCCCGUAUGGCGGGAGCUGCUGGCCGCCUCUAACUGACUCCAUGCACAGCCGGCACAACAGCUUUGACACUGUCAACACUGCCCUGGUGGAAGACUCCGAGGGGCUGGACUGUGCCGGCCAGCACUGCUCGCGGCUGCUGCCGGACCUCGACGAGGUCCCCUGGACCCUCCAGGAGCUGGAGGCGUUGCUCCUGCGCUCACGGGAUCCCCGGGCAGGCCCGGUGGCCCCCGGCGGCCUGCCUAAAGACGCAUUGGCCAAGCUGUCGACGCUGGUGAGCCGGGCGCUGGUACGCAUCGCCAAGGAGGCACAGCGCCUGAGCCUGCGCUUCGCUAAGUGCACCAAGUAUGAGAUCCAGAGCGCCAUGGAGAUCGUGCUGUCCUGGGGCCUGGCGGCGCACUGCACGGCGGCCGCGCUGGCCGCGCUGUCCCUCUACAACAUGAGCAGUGCCGGUGGCGACCGCCUGGGCCGCGGCAAAUCGGCGCGCUGCGGCCUCACCUUCUCUGUGGGCCGCGUGUACCGCUGGAUGGUGGACAGCCGCGUGGCGCUGCGCAUCCACGAGCACGCAGCCAUCUACCUGACGGCCUGCAUGGAGAGCCUAUUCCGGGACAUCUACGCGCGGGUCGUGGCCUCCGGGCUGCCCAGGAGCUGCAGCGGCCCAGGCCCGGGCUCCAGCUCCGGCCCAGGCCAAGGCUCGGGCCCCGGAGCAGCCCCCGCGGGGGAUAAGGAGCGGGAGGUCCCCGGAGGGGGAGCGGCGAGCGGCGGCGCCUGCAGCGCAGCCAGCAGCGCCAGCGGGGGCAGCAGCUGUUGCGCCCCGCCGACCGUCGCUGCUGCUGCCGCCGCCCCAGCCCCACCGGCAGCCGCCGCCAACCACCACCACCACCACCACCACGCGCUCCACGAGGCGCCCAAGUUCACCGUGGAGACGCUGGAGUACACAGUCAACAACGACUCCGAGAUCUGGGGGCUGCUGCAGCCCUACCAGCACCUCAUCUGCGGGAAGAACGCCAGUGGAGUGCUCUGCCUGCCAGACAGCCUGAACCUUCACCGGGACCCACAGCGGACCAGCAAGCCGGGAGAGCUGCCCAUGUUUAGCCAGUCUGAGCUGAGGACCAUCGAGCAAUCCUUGCUGGCCACCCGCGUCGGCAGCAUUGCAGAACUGAGUGACCUGGUGUCCCGAGCAAUGCAUCACCUGCAGCCCCUCAAUGCCAAGCACCAUGGCAACGGCACCCCCCUGCACCACAAGCAGGGGGCGCUCUACUGGGAGCCCGAGGCCCUGUAUACCCUUUGCUAUUUCAUGCACUGCCCGCAGAUGGAAUGGGAAAAUCCCAACGUGGAACCCUCCAAAGUCAACCUCCAGGUGGAAAGGCCCUUCCUCGUGCUGCCGCCGCUGAUGGAGUGGAUCCGGGUGGCCGUGGCGCACGCCGGCCACCGCCGCAGCUUCUCCAUGGACAGCGACGACGUCCGCCAGGCCGCCCGGCUGCUGCUGCCCGGGGUGGACUGUGAGCCGCGCCAGCUCAGGGCCGACGACUGCUUUUGCGCUUCUCGGAAGCUGGACGCAGUGGCCAUCGAAGCCAAGUUUAAGCAGGACCUGGGUUUCCGGAUGCUGAACUGUGGGCGGACGGACCUGGUGAAGCAGGCAGUGUCUCUCCUGGGGCCCGAUGGGAUCAACACCAUGAGCGAACAGGGCAUGACCCCCCUGAUGUACGCCUGUGUCCGUGGGGACGAGGCAAUGGUUCAGAUGCUGCUGGAUGCCGGAGCUGACCUGAAUGUGGAGGUUGUCAGUACUCCUCAUAAAUAUCCAUCCGUCCACCCCGAGACCCGCCAUUGGACGGCUCUGACCUUUGCUGUGUUGCAUGGACAUAUUCCUGUAGUUCAGCUCCUCCUGGACGCCGGGGCCAAGGUGGAGGGCUCUGUGGAGCACGGCGAGGAGAACUACUCAGAAACGCCCCUCCAGCUCGCAGCCGCCGUAGGUGUCCCGUGGACCCUGCACACGUGGCUGGAGUCUUUGCGGAUCGCCUUCCAGCAGCACCGCAGGCCUCUCAUUCAGUGCCUGUUGAAGGAGUUCAAGACCAUUCAGGAGGAAGAGUACACGGAGGAGCUGGUCACUCAGGGCCUGCCCCUGAUGUUUGAGAUCUUGAAAGCCAGCAAGAACGAAGUGAUCAGCCAGCAGCUGUGUGUCAUCUUCACUCACUGCUACGGGCCCUACCCCAUCCCCAAGCUCACAGAGAUCAAACGGAAGCAGACCUCACGCCUGGAUCCUCACUUCCUUAACAAUAAAGAAAUGUCAGAUGUCACCUUUCUGGUAGAAGGAAGACCAUUUUAUGCUCACAAAGUGCUGUUAUUUACAGCAUCUCCAAGGUUCAAAGCUCUCCUCUCCAGCAAACCAACCAACGACAGCACCUGCAUAGAGAUCGGAUACGUGAAGUACCCCAUCUUCCAGCUGGUUAUGCAGUAUCUCUACUACGGUGGCCCAGAGUCGCUUCUCAUUAAAAACAACGAGAUAAUGGAGCUCCUGUCUGCUGCUAAAUUUUUCCAGCUGGAGGCUUUGCAGCGACACUGUGAGAUUAUCUGUGCAAAAAGCAUCAAUACCGACAACUGUGUGGAUAUUUACAACCAUGCCAAGUUUCUUGGAGUCACAGAGCUCUCAGCAUAUUGCGAAGGCUACUUUCUCAAAAACAUGAUGGUCCUUAUCGAAAAUGAAGCCUUCAAGCAGCUCCUGUAUGACAAAAACGGCGAGGGCACGGGCCAGGAUGUGCUGCAGGACUUACAGAGGACGUUGGCCGUCAGGAUUCAGUCAAUCCACUUGUCAUCUUCCAAAGGCUCUGUUGUAUGAGACGUCCGGUCCAGGGAACGUUCCCCGGGGACUAGCCAGUUCUGCUGCUGCGUUGGCUUCACACGAACCCACAAAUCUCACCUGGCGUCUGUUUUGGGCUGAGCCAAGGAGCUGCCUCUACUGCCUCAGCUGCUCUUGACAAAGCAAAUGCAGCUCCCAUGAGCUCCUGUUGAGAAACAAAGGACACGUCACUGGUCUACAGAUGAGAGUGCACCUGCAUCCAGAGGUAGAAGGCCAGGGGGCAGCCACGCUGGCCUCAUCUGAAAGCCCCCCUGCGGCAGUUGAACAUCCCUUGCCAAGGGCCUCUGUCCAGUGGGUGGACUGAGGACUAAAGGUCAUUCAGGUUCCAGGCUGACAGUUGGAGAACGUCACCAUACUGACCCUGAAUAGCAUUAUAUUUAUUACACAUUAAAGACCUUAGUAGCUGCAGUUCCAUAAGAGUCAACAUGAUAGCAAAUUGGUGAGACUGGUACCAAUAAUGAAGACAAAUUUUUAGGGGUGGGAACUUUUUAAAAUGUUCAUAUAAAAAAACCCCAAAACAGGGCAGCCUUGUAGUUUAAAAUAUAUUUCUAAAAGCUUAACAGUUCAUUUUCAACUGAAUUGUGUUUAGGGAUCUGUGUUUUGAGAUUUCUUUUUUUGAAGAAAAAAAACAGUAAGUAGCAGGUCUGUACUGUAUAAACAUGCAUCUGACAAGAUAUUACUGAUAUUCUACACAAGGUGAAAUAAUAACCUUGCCUUAGUGAUCAUGGUUACACAAAAGAGGUGCACUGCCAAUAAUUAUCUCUAACUCAAUAGUUGAAAAAAAAAAAAAACCUGCAUGCUGAUUGUGGUUUCGGGGUGAGAAUAAAAUCCCCCCACAUUAAAAAAAUCACACAUGCAUUUGCAUGGCCCGAACCUGUAAACUGUUAUGUUUGUGCUUCAUUUUUGCCAAGUAAAAAUGUCCCAUCACUUCUUGCUAAAAAUCCAUUUGGUGAAACUAACAUAUCCAUUUCCUUCCAUAGUUAUGAAUGUCCCUGAGAUGCUGUUGCAGAAAUGUGUUCAUAGAUGAUGCUGCAUAUGGGAUGGGGGGCGGGGCACGUUGGAGAAUUUACUAUUAAUCCCAGAGUUCUCUCUGUAUUCUCAGAAGAUGUUAAUAGUUUGUUACUAGCCAGAGAAUAUGACUAUGUUAGAUUAUUUUUAAAGAUGAAAUAUGUAUGAUAGGAUGGAUUCUCUCUGUAUUCCGAGAGUGUACAGUAUAGGGUUAUCUAUAAUGAAAGUUUAUAUCAACAGGGUUCCGUUUGCUCUGCCAUAUAUUAUAAGCAGAAGAGAUUAGUGAAGUGCCACCAUAUUCCAAACAAUCUCUGAGUUGCUUCCUUUUCUUUCUUGUCCUUUCAUUUGAAACCUAGAUAACAUGCGGUUAAAAACUAGGAGAAUGACUCUUACCCUUUGAGAUGGCAAAGUUUUGUUGAUAAACGUAUUUCCUAGCAUGCCUUUGGGAACUUGUGCACAGACCCCAGAGUCUAAAGGAGCUGCUGUUCAAAUGUUGUACUAGCCCCCUGAGCCGUUGUUCAGAGGACCAAGGUCAAGUCCUGUUUCUUGGGUAUCACCCAUGGCGUACGCAGGCCACGUCCGUCUACAGUGUUGGCUCUUCUCUGAUGCUGAUACAAGGCUUCUCUUCCACUUGGUCAUUUGCAAACCUCCCCAGGCCCUACCAUCCAAUGAGGAAGGGGGAAAAAACAAACUGUCUACAGAGGAAUCCAAGUUACAGAUACUCAGCAUGUCCCGAGUCUUCGCUGUCUCUCACCUCCUCCUGUCCUCAGAGAUGCUGCGUGGAUGUUUCCUUAGCCGCGACUGACUUCCCUGUGAAUGUCUGAUGCUAGCUCAGGGCCUUUGGGCAUUGAUUAUGUACAGCGGCAACUCCUGAUGGGCUUCUGUUAUAGUUUGGUGUGCUUUCUCUGUCAUUAAAAGAAAUGAUUUUCCCAA
Capra hircus (goat) is the source of this 5448-nucleotide messenger RNA. RefSeq names its product BTB domain containing 11 (gene ABTB3). Gene Ontology annotation, molecular function: protein heterodimerization activity. The transcript is spliced from 15 exons. NCBI's taxonomy places the organism in Eukaryota, Metazoa, Chordata, Mammalia, Artiodactyla, Bovidae. The record is from RefSeq and is a predicted model, not a curated record. The coding region runs from base 520 to 3486 and encodes 988 amino acids.